AUGAACACUCGCAUCAAGUUCAGAAACAAGAACACCAUAUCAAAGAAGUCGCUCAGCAUAUCAGAGCCAAUGUUGUGUCUCAAGAAGAUCUUCGCUAGAUCUGAACACGAUGACUCUAUGAAUGAGAAGAUACCAACCACCUACGACAUCAAAAUAGCAGUAGCAGCUUAUAGCAUCCAGCGUCGCGUCCUGGAAACGCUCCAUCGCACGCUCUUAGCUGAGCUUAGACAAGCUCACGACACCGAACUCGAGACUUUCAAACAGGAUCUCAAAGAACAUCUCCGGCUCCAAGUAGCCAUAUCACACACUACACGCAGCUUGUCCAGCAAAACUUCAUCAGCCAGCAGCAGUGAGGAGUCUGUCACACCAGACGAACGAAACCUUCCCGCCAGCGGCCUUCCCGCCAGCGGACGCAUCCGCCGGAGGAUGGAGAUUACCAAAGUCCUGCUGCUUCAAGCUAAAGAGAGAAGAGCGGCAGGAAGGCAUCGCAAGGAUGAAAUUCAUGGACUAAAGAAGGAACACGGAGACAUCGUCAUCCCGGAGAGAAAUGGGGGUAUCACAGAAGCCGACUGUCUCAGCGAGAUCAACACGAUUCUGUUUGACUGGGGUCUCACCAAUGUCAAAUCCGAGGGAGAAACUCAUCGAUGGGAGGAUGACUUGGAGAGCAUGGUCUCAUAUCACGUUCAGCGCGAACAAGAGGAGAGAAAACGGCGUCGAGAGGAUCGUUCGGUGUAUUAG
Molecule: messenger RNA, 738 nt
Organism: Colletotrichum scovillei
Lineage: Eukaryota; Fungi; Ascomycota; Sordariomycetes; Glomerellales; Glomerellaceae
Exons: 1
Coding region: 1-738 (245 amino acids)
Source: RefSeq, a predicted model, not a curated record